CACGACGGCGCCGGUGGUCACCAGCCAUCACAACAGCCACCACCAGAGCCACCAAAACAACAAUAAUAUAAUUAAUAUGAAUAACAACAACAACAAGACGUUAACCGGUGGCCAACUGGUGAAUGGCUUGAUUCCGCACCACAAGCAAAACGGAACGGUAGCCAACGGCUCGGCCAAACACCACAGUCAGCCGCCGCCGCAGCUGAUCCAAAACCACUCGCUCUCGCCCGAGAGGGCGGUCUCCGUGGACACCACCGACUCGAUGAGACAUAUAUCGAAACAGAAGCAAAACAAAAUCAAUCGAAAUAAUCGUAAGAAGAAUAACACAGAGGAAGCACUCUCUCCAGAUGAAGUCUUUAUGCCGAAAGACAUCGACUUAGAUAAUGGAGAACUCGACGAA
Molecule: messenger RNA, 400 nt
Organism: Oppiella nova
Lineage: Eukaryota; Metazoa; Arthropoda; Arachnida; Sarcoptiformes; Oppiidae
Source: the annotation of a GenBank genome assembly